AUGGCUACUCAGAUGGCUUCGGUUACGACCUCCGAUUCGGCUACAUCUCGUCAGCCAGCUGCUGCCUCUGGUUCCAGUGGGAGAAAUCCUGACCGGAACAAUGGCGACCGGCGCGGCCCUGGCGAGGGCAAGGUGAAGAAGGCAAAGAAGAAGGGCCAGUGGUGUGUUCUCUGUCGACGCUGGGGUCACGGCGCUGCGAAGUGUCGUGUUGGUGCCCGCGCCCUGGCCGCCGUGGCUGCGGCAUCCCAGAACCUGGGACAUCCUCCCCCUCCUCCCCCCUCUUCCCCUCCCCGUCCUCGUGGCUGGCAGGAUCGUCCUCGCAUGGACGGCCCAAAUAGCCGGGAGCGUCGUAGGGAACGGCGCCAGCUGCAGCGCCUGCAGCAGCAAAGGGAGGAGGAUCAGCAGCGGCAAGUACAAGGCCAGGAAGAUGAACGGGACCAACGGGUUGAUUCGCCUCAGGGCGAAAAGAAGGACACUACUCAUGAGGCUGAUCACCAGUGA
This is a messenger RNA of Aspergillus lentulus, 501 nucleotides long. RefSeq lists its product as uncharacterized. Lineage: Eukaryota; Fungi; Ascomycota; Eurotiomycetes; Eurotiales; Aspergillaceae. The record is from RefSeq and is a predicted model, not a curated record.